UGCAAUGUUCCACAGCAUCUGGUUAUUAAUUAUUAUCUCGCAGACCUCCCCUUAGAAGAAGUGAAACUGACUGGGACCUGGAGAGCACAGAACAAAGGUUCCAGCUUGGAGCUCAGGAGGCAGAGACUGCAGAAUCAGACACAGACAGGGGGCAUCAGCCAUGGGUCUCUAUAAAUGUGUCCUCCCUUCUAUGCUGAUGCUGCUGAUGGGAGUGGUGGUUCCAGGUGCUGUGGAUGCUCAGGUGGUGAAUGGAGCUCUUGGGGGAUCUGUUUACUUAGAUGUGACUUUCACAUUCCAACCAAAUACAAUUAUAUGGAAUUUUAUCAUGGCUAAUGGUACCAGGAUCCCAGUAGCUAACCUGCAAUCUUCUGGAACUAUACACUAUUUUGGUCAUUAUUUGGGAAGAUGUGAGUUGUAUAUGAAUGGAAGCCUGAGGCUGGAUAAUAUUACACACACUGAUCAGGGGGAGUACUCAGUGGCUGCUCAAAAUGCCGACCUUACAGAAUUUGGUACAAAACAGCUUCAGCUCUACAUCUACGUUUCCCUCACUGAUCCAGAUCUCGUGGUCAAUGCAUCUGAUGGUCUUAUUGAUGGCAAGAAUGUGACUCUCCACUGUAACGCUGGCAAUCAGAAUGUAUCUAGCUACGUUUUCCAUAAGGACAAGGAGAACGUCUGCUCUAAGCCCCAUGUGACCUGCAGGGGGGCAUUCCUGGACUUCCAGCCAAUCACAGGGAAUGACACUGGUACCUACACCUGCACCAUCCAGAACCCGGUCAGCACCAGAACCAGUAACUCUGUGCAUAUAUUUGUAACAGUGCCGGUCUCUGGGGUGAACCUGACCAGUAACGCAUCAGAUUCGCUGGUCUGGCCAGGAAUUACUUCAGUUUCGCUGAGCUGUUCAAGUGGUGGUACAAAUGUCAGCUUUUCCUGGAGCCUACAGGGGGCACCACUGCCUCUUGACCACCGGUACUAUCUCACCGAGAAUAACUCCACCCUCAUUAUCAGCCCUGUCUCAGCCAAUGAUAACGGAACCUUUACCUGCACAGCUUCAAACUCAGUAAGCAACAGUACCAGCAAUGGCGUGACGCUUACCCUGGCCUCACCAGUCUCUGCGGUGAUGCUGAGCAGUAACACAUCAGGAUUUCUCUGGGUGGGAGAUGAUUCUGUGUCUCUGCAUUGCUCAGCUCAAGGCUCAACCAUCACAUUCUCCUGGACACUGAAUGGAGAGCUAUUGGAUGGGACGCAACAUCCAUCAUAUACCAUUACACAGGGAAGCUCCCCUCCUUACUCCAAUCUCACCAUCAGCCCAGUCUCCAGGAAGGAUAAUGGAUCUUUCACUUGCACAGGAUCUAACUUGCUGAACAAUGAGACCAGUCAUGCACUGAGCUUGGACUUGGCUUGGAGCCCAGAAGGAAACAUUCAAUGUCUUGCACAACCUUAUGGUCAAAGACUCCAGAUACUCCAGCUUUCCUGCUCCUGGCCGGGAGGACAACCUGUAGCCAACGUGACCAUGAUAUUUGAUAACGAAACAGAGACCAACCAUGACAAAGUGAUAAGGAAUGUGACUUCAUUGACUAAUGUUCAAGGGUCAAAUCUGACCUGCAAUGGGGAUCAGCUGGGGAGAACCUCAAGCUGUACAUUGCCAUUAGAGCCUCCACAGUCCCCGGGACAUAACAAUAGUGCAAAUACUACAGUGACAGAGGGACAAACCGCAGUAAUGAACGUGAGUCUGACAGCUGGACCCCAGAACCGAGCCAGUGCUCCCACAUACAAGGUCCUCCCUGCUGAGUUCUCCUGGUACUAUCCAAAUCACACGGUUAUAAAUAAUGGAAGUAGAGUCAUAGUGAUCUCCACUGCCUAUACAUCCAGUCUCCAGAUCACUGAUGUGACUGCAGAUGAAAAUGGAAAAUAUGAAUGCAGAGCAAAUAAUUUAAUUGGAAACACCACCUUCAUCUUCACACUCCAUGUGGCAGCAAAAGCAACUCCUCCUCCUCCUUCUCUUGCAUCGAAAGGACUGGAUGGUGGUGCCAUAGCUGGUAUCGUUAUUGGCGUGCUCGCCGGGGUGACCAUAAUCCUUGUUAUAUUGUUCUUCAUAUUCAAGAAAAAAAAACAAAACAAGGAAAGCAUAAGAAUGAAUGAUCCUGAUUACCAGACAGGAGCAAAGCUUCCAUCUGUAAAAUUCAACAAAGAGAAUGGAGAUACAGCAGAAGCUUCAUUUACAAACAACUUACAAGAUGACGGUGAAAUUAAAUAUGCACGAAUUGAGUUUAAAAACACACCCUCUACCAAAUUGACAAACGAAGAACCAGAGGAAACACUAUACAGUGAUGUAAAAAAGUCAAACAAACAAUAACUGGUACGUGAGACCAGAGAACUGAAAUGACAGCAAACACAAGAGCGCUCAUGGACAGUAACCAUUGCAUUUCAAUGACUGGGCAUUGAAUACUUAUAAAAUAAUCAGAUAUCUGUGCAUAGAAGGAAAGAUGCCAAGUGUUCUGUUCAGGGCUCUACCUUAAAGUAUGUUUUGUCACAAUUUAAUAUUUAAUAACUAUGCCUAUAGAUUUCUGCAGGACAGGAGAGCUGACCAGUCUUAGGGGACCCACACACUUCAUUAAUAGUUAGUACAUACAGUCAGUCGAUUUUAUUACUAAACCCACCUGCAUAGUUUACUUAUGCUAGAAAAAAGUUACUGGCAGUGCUUGGUCUAAAGCUGGAUACACACAGUUAAAGGGGGGUACUCACGGAGAGAUCCAUGCUUAAAAUCUAAGCAAUGUGACUAGAUUGCUUAGCUUUUAAGCACAGAUUACUCGUGUGCACCCCCUACAGCGAUAGCGAUGCGCAGCCCCGCGCAUCGCUAUCGCUGGUGCUAGAUUGGCCUAAAUGCAGGCCAAUCUAGCACGUUGCUCAUUUCAAAUGAGCGGCCCCCGUCCUCCUCCACAUCGCGCUGUGCUGAGCGGCGGGAGAGAUGUGUGCUGAGCAGUUCGCUCAGCACACAUCUCUCCCGUGUAUAUUGGCCUUAAGACCUGUCCAAUCUUUGAAAAUCUGAUAAUGUAUGGGAACAAAUAACAAUCAUCUAUUUGCUUACAGAAGAUGGAAAAUGGGCAAAAAUUGUCAUUCGGAUAAAUUGGUUGAAUCAAAUGGAUUUAACCAAGUUGUCUGAACAUCCAUUUGUGUCUGUUUUCCAGUGUUUGGGAGCAAAUGGUCAAUUGUCAUUUUCCAUACAGUAUCAGAUUUUCAUUCCAACCAGAAAGGUUGGACAAAUAGGGCCUAAUUCAGGUUCAGUUGCAACGGCAAACGCAACUGGUGAUGUUUCGCAAACCACGCAUGCGUAAACAACAUAGGGUGCAUGCGGCUGAAUACGAACUGCAAAACUUUUGCAGAUCUGCAUACAAAAAACAAUACGCAAACAAACAAUGGUUUAAAGGCGCGGUAUAGGUGUGUCAGUGGGCCGUUCUUGAAAAAAAACGCAAAACUGGGCGUGUAACAGGGGCGUGUAGUGGGCGUAUGGCAAGCGUUGUCAGGGCGAAGCAUACGAAAUUCUGCACACAGGCAACCUUAAAAUACCUACACAGCUUUUGUACUUUCUGAGCAGGUAUGAAGCUACGUACACCAUGGAAGUCACCUUGACCGGUGCAGUAUCAUCAAUGUUUUUGGUGUUAAUUACACAAUUAGAGAAGAAUCGCACUCAGCUGAUGUGUUACUGCCAGAAUCACACACAACUUGUGUUAAUGGAUGGAUUUUAGCCUCAAGCUUUUUACCUUUAUGCAUACCAAAUUACAGGUUUUUAUUUUAUUUUACUAUCAUUGUUGGUAAAUGCAUUAUUCAAAUAAACUGUUCUGUCUAAACAAUUAUCAAUAUUAGUAAUAUAUACAAAUUACCCCUGUGUUUGUUUUAUAAUUAUACAAAACCUGGUGAAACUUAAAACACAAAGGCAGAGGUUCUCAAACUUUCAAAAGUCAGGGCGUAGAUCUUAGAUGUAGGGAUGUUGGUGGGAAAAAAUAGGCCUUGAAUGUAAUUUGCAAAUGUACGCUAAUUUGCGACCAUACGGUAUUUCACAAAGAAAUAUGCAAUGGUUUAGCAAAUUUGCUUGGGUCUCCGGGUGCCUUCCCUUUUGCGAAUUUGAUUUUCCUUUAGUAGUUCUGCGUGGUAUGGGUGUUGCUGGUAAUUUACGCAGUUUUGCAUAUCUUUGCAAAUAAUCGCAAAAACAUUUUGUGAUCCCGUUAUUUAGCAUUCGUAUCUGAAUUAGGCCCGUAAUCUUAUAGUGUUUAUCCAGCUUUAGAUCUCUAAAAAAUGCAAUCAGGCAUUAUUUAAUUACAAUUUAAUUACAAUUUAACUGAAAGAAAAAUAAGUGAGUAGUAUAUUUCAACAUUUUAAAUAAACUGUAAAAAUAAUAUCUGAUUAUAUCUAAUAAAUUUGCACUAGUCACAUACAGUAUAAUGCACCUUCUAGCAGUAGUUUUAAAUCUUGAGUUGAUGUUUACAGAUGACACAGUGACUAAACACUGUACGAUGUAUCAAUGGAGUGAGGUUUUUUUAUCUAAUGCAGAUCCAAACUUUGUGCUUUAAGAAUUCAAACCCCAAAUCAGAUAUGGGGCUUUUCCUAUUUUGGAUUUACUAUAUGUACAGUAUUUACACUCUGUGAUGAAAAGAGCACAAGAUGCGAAGGCUAGGCCAGUCCCUACCACACUGCCCUCUGAUUGUACAAAAAGCAAUCAUAGAAAAUGUAAAUAUAGACACAUCUAUUUACUAAAGUUUCUUUAGUGCAAAUCUGGUGUAACCUUGGAUGACAUUUCUACAGCGUGUUGACUUAUUUAAAUGACUAUGCAAAAUUCUAAAUGCCAAGGGAUGAAAUAUCAAAUGCAAAUUAAAGUGACAAAUAUGAGAGCUGGAAAAGGACAAUGAAAGUGACCUCACGAGACUACGGAAAGUUGGAAAGUCAGUAGAGGUACAAAGUGUCAAUAAAAGGAUCAAUUGCAAUAUACUGAUUAUUAUCUCUGUUCUAUAAUGUCCACAUAAUUCAAUUUAGUAUAAGAAUAUUAAAUAAAUGUAUUUAUUGUAUAUUGAUAUAUGAUAAAAAUUGCAAGCAAACUAUGCCCCAGAUUUAUCAAGCCUUGGAGAGUGAUAAAUUGCACAUGAUAAAGUACCAACUAAUCAGCUCCUAACUGUCAUUUUUCAAACACAGCCUGUAACAUGGCAGUUAGGAGCUGGCGGGUUGGUACUUUAUGACAGUGAAAUGUAUCACUCUCCAAGGAUUGAUAAAUCUUGACCUGUAUAUGUUUUAAAUCCAAGACAACAGAUUAAACAAUAAAUAGAAGAGAGAUGGGUCGAUUUACUAAGCCUUGUGUGGAGAUAAAGUACCAGCCAAUGAGCUCCUGUCAUUUUUCAAACACAACCUGUGUCAUGGCAGUUAGGAGCUGUUUGGCUGGUACUUUAUCACCGUCCACUUUAUUUCCACAAAGGGCUUAGUAAAUAGACCCCAGUGUCUUUGAUUAUUAAUCAACCGGAAUAUAAUGGUUUAAUAAACUGUAUGAAACAUGUAUUUAUAUCCAACUAUAGCUUGAACAUUUCAUGGCCCUGCACUAAUUAGUAUUGAAGCCUGAGUACUUGCCCCUUCUAUUGUAAUUCACUAUGCAAAUAAGAUGGGAAACUGUGCAAAUGACUAUAUGGCUAAUUACAUCUUACAUUUCACAAUAUGUUCCUAAAGCCUUACUUUGUAACAUGGAACUAAACAAAGAAGAGGUUGUCUUCAGUAUGCCGAAUGUCGGGAUCCCGGCGCACAGUAUACCGGCGCCGGAAUCCCGACACUCGGCAUAUCGACAGAUAUUCUCCCUCGUGGGGGUCCACGACCCCCCUGGAGGGAGAAUAAAUACCGUGCCCGCAGCGUAGCGAGUGCAGAGAGCCCGCAAGGGGCUCCUUUGCGCUCGCCGCGCUGUCGGUAUGCCGGAGGUCGGGCUCCCGUCGCCGGUAUGCUGGUCACCGGGAGCCCGGCCACCGGCAUACCAUAUUACAACCCAAAGAAGAGCAUUAUAAGUCUUCAUAUUCUAUUUCUAUGAAGUUAAAGAACAAUUACAUGAUUGAUAAAAAUUACUCAUUUCAAGAUACUACAUGAGGUUAUUUUUUUUAUAUGACUGCUGUAGACCUUCUAUAAAAUAUCUAUACCCAAAAGUGACGUGUAAAAUGCAUUUGUAGUUGUGGGAUAGCUAUGGUAAGAUAAAAUAGCUAGUAGUGUUGGCACAAGUGAAGUCCAUCCUGAAAUAAUUAAUAAACAGUUAUAGCUUCUGAAUGAGUAAUUGUGUUACCAACUGUAAUGAUACUGAAAAUACAACAUUGGCAAAACAAUACAGUUAUUGUAAAUAGAGCAAAGGAUAUUCCCGCACCAGCCAAGAUUUUGACAGACAGUUACUCUCUUUCCCUUAUGACAGUUAUUGUAAAGUUUGACUGUAAUCUGAGCUCAUUAAUUAUAAGGUUUUUUUUUAAUAUAGACGUCAGUUCAAUCUGUCUUCCGCGCCAGAAACUCCACAUUUGUUACUUGAAGAAAUUGAGAUUACUGUGUUUCAAUGCAAUUUGUUACUAGAGUUACUUAUUACAGACGUAAGGGAUUAAAAGUGCCUUAAUAAAUAUAUUUUUGGAUGUAAUUAGUACAAUACUGCCUACAUUUGUGCUGUAAUAUACUAAUUUUGAUGCUAUUUAAACAGAUGUAAAUUAUUUCAAGUUGUCAAUAAAAAAGAUUUUUA
Molecule: messenger RNA, 6733 nt
Organism: Pseudophryne corroboree (corroboree frog)
Lineage: Eukaryota; Metazoa; Chordata; Amphibia; Anura; Myobatrachidae
Product: carcinoembryonic antigen-related cell adhesion molecule 1-like
Exons: 13
Coding region: 161-2353 (730 amino acids)
Source: RefSeq, a predicted model, not a curated record